Molecule: messenger RNA, 1446 nt
Organism: Ilex paraguariensis (yerba mate)
Lineage: Eukaryota; Viridiplantae; Streptophyta; Magnoliopsida; Aquifoliales; Aquifoliaceae
Source: the annotation of a GenBank genome assembly
AUGGGUGAUUCCAUGCAUGAGCUGGAAGAAGGAGAUACAUCAUGCAUGUAUUCAGACAGCACCAGCCCCCUACAGAGAUUGGUCCCACAACCCAAGAUAAAAGUUCCUUCCAAAUCAGAUGGUCCACACAGCAACUGUACUUCUUCAAGAGUUAUCAAUCCACUUGAUUGGGCUGAUCAUUACAUCCAAGAUUCAAAACAGAUGACAUUUUCCAGGUUUUCUAACUAUCGUGAUUCGGGUAGUUCUUUGAUUCGUCUGUGUCGCAGAUUCAAUGUACAGAGGUCUUGCGGGAUGUCAAGGACAGUUGCAGCUAUAGCCGGAGGCACCAUAGGGGCUUUAGCAUUGUUGGGAUUAGCUAUUGGAUUUGUGUGGUUCUGCAUGUUACAGUGUAGAAAGCUCUCAAACAAGAAUUCAGAUACAGGUUCUUCAGAUCCAUCUGCAGCAGUGGAGUUGAAAAGAGGAGGCCGGCCCAGUUCAUCUGUGGCCCCACCUCUGUUUGGACCACAUGGAGCAAGGAAAUUCUCCAUAGAAGAGCUGGUGCAAGCUACCAAGUAUUUCGAUCAAAGCAAUCUCAUUGGAUAUGGAAGUUUUGGUUUGGUUUAUAAAGGAUUGCUUUCUGAUGGCACUGUUGUGGCUAUCAAAAGGCGUACUGGUGUCCCUCGACACGAAUUUGGUGACGAGGUAGUCUACUUGUCAGGGAUUUGGCACCGCAACCUAGUUACUCUUCUAGGUUACUGCCAGGACAGUGGAUACCAAAUGUUAGUUUUUGAAUACUUACCAAACGGCAGCAUGUGCAAGCAUUUGUAUGAUACAGGAAAAGAUUCAAAGACGAAACUAGAGUUCAAGCAAAGGUUAUCCAUAGCUAUUGGGGCAGCUAAAGGUUUAUGCCAUUUGCAUAGUCAACACCCUCCCAUAGUACACAGCAACUUUAAAACAGCUAAUGUUUUGGUUGAUGAGAACUUCAUUGCUAAGGUUGCAGAUGCUGGGGUUUCAAAACUAUUGAAACAAAUUGAAGAGGCAGGUCCAUCUCAAUCAACCAGUAUCAAUGUUUUCAAAGAUCCAGAGGUAGGUCAAACGGGGAUAUUCUCUGAAAUGAAUGAUGUGUACAGCUUUGGGGUUUUUAUUUUGGAGCUCAUAACUGGAAGAAAGGCUUCAGAUAUAGACUCCUUUGGAUCAGAUGAAAAUAUACUUCACUGGGUUGAAACACAUUUGAGUUCAAAUAACUUAGUGGACAAUCGAUUAGUUGGGAGCUUUACUGAAGAGGCGAUGGAAGAUUUUAUCAGGCUGAUGCUACGAUGCACGAGGUUUCCAGGAAGAGGGAGACCAAACAUGGAAAUGAUCACCAUAGAGCUUGAUCGGAUACUUGAAAAAGAGAUCAUGCUCACAACAGUCAUGGGCGAAGGAGGUACUGCAACCGUUACACUGGGAAGCCAAUUGUUUGCAUAA